Dryobates pubescens (Downy woodpecker) is the source of this 2343-nucleotide messenger RNA. RefSeq names its product TBC1 domain family member 23 (gene TBC1D23). Lineage: Eukaryota; Metazoa; Chordata; Aves; Piciformes; Picidae. Gene Ontology annotation, biological process: embryonic brain development; retrograde transport, endosome to Golgi. The transcript has 19 exons. The record is from RefSeq and is a predicted model, not a curated record. Bases 62 to 2155 code for a protein of 697 amino acids. Gene Ontology annotation, cellular component: trans-Golgi network.
AAAAAACUCUCACGCCACCAGAGUGCGCUUUACGGCCGAGCGAGCGUGCACGUCACCAGCUAUGGCGGAAGGGGAAGAGGUAUCGCCGCCGUUGUCGUGCAGCUGGGAAAAAGAUCUUGCAGACGCUCUAGAAGAAGGAGGCUGUGAUCUUGAAACUGUCAGAAGCAUCAUUCAAGGAAGGCCAUUGCCUGCUGAUCUGAGGGCCAAAGUCUGGAAGAUUGCACUUAAUGUUGUGGGAAAGGGGGACAGCCUAGCAUCCUGGGAUGGCUCUUUAGACCUAACUGAACAAAGUAUAAUUCAUACAGAUUGCCAAGAGCUGAUUGACCAGCUGUCAGUGCCAGAAGAGGAGAAGUCAGUAUUGCUUUUGGAUAUUGAGUCUGUUAUUACUUUUUAUUGCAAAUCACGUAAUGUCACAUACAGCUCUUGCCUCGGCUGGAUCCAUCUACUCAAACCUCUGGUGCACCUUCGUUUGUCACGCAGUGAUUUAUACAACUGCUUUUAUGCUAUCAUGAAUAAGUUCAUUCCAAGAGAUUGUUUUAUGAAGGGAAGACCAUUUCAUCUAUUUAGACUGCUUCUUCAGUACCAUGAACCUGAACUCUGCUCUUUCCUUGAUACUAAGAAGAUGACUCCAGACUCAUAUGCACUCAACUGGCUGGGAAGCCUCUUCUCAUAUUACUGCUCAGCUGAAGUCACUCAGGCAAUAUGGGAUGGAUAUCUACAACGAGCAGAUCCAUUUUUUAUUUAUUUCUUAAUGUUAAUCAUCCUUGUCAAUGCAAAGGAUGUUAUCUUAGCACAAGAAUUGGAUAAAGAAGAAAUGAUAAAAUUCUUAGAAACAUCACCAGCCAAUCUCAAUUUAGAGGAUAUAGAAGACCUCUUCUCCUUGGCGCAGUAUUACUGUAGCAAAACUCCAGCUUCCUUCAGGAAGGACAACCACAGUCUCUUUGGCAGCAGCUUGCUGGGCCUCAAAGAUGAUGAUACAGACUUGAGCCAGGCUCUGUGCCUGGCAGUUUCUGUGUCUGAGAUUCUUCAAGCAAAUCAACAGCAAGGAGAAGGAGUAAGGUUCUUUGUAGUGGACUGUCGUCCUGCAGAGCAAUACAAUGCUGGGCAUUUAUCAACAGCAUUUCAUCUGGACUCAGAUUUGAUGCUUCAAAACCCAUCAGAAUUUGCACAGUCAGUAAAGUCCCUGUUAGAAGCACAAAAGCAAUCUAUUGAGUCUGGUUCCAUAGCUGGUGGGGAACAUCUCUGCUUCAUGGGAAGUGGUAGGGAAGAAGAAGAUAUGUAUAUGAACAUGGUGCUAGCACAUUUCUUACAGAAAAACAAGGAGUAUGUAAGCAUUGCCAAAGGAGGAUUUAUGGCCCUCCAGCAGCACUUAGCAGAUAUCAAUGUGGAAGGACCAGAAAAUGGAUAUGGCCACUGGAUUGCUAGCACCUCAGGCUCGAGAAGUAGCAUAAACUCCUCUGUUGAUGGUGACUCUCCUAAUGGUUCAAAUGAUGGAAAAGGAGUAAAGUCCCUGGUAAAUAAAAUGACAGUUGCUUUGAAGACUAAAUCUGUGAAUGUGAAAGAAAAAGUAAUUAGUUUUAUUGAAAAUACAUCUACUCCAGUGGACAGAAUACCUUUCAAUAUUCCCUGGCCAGACAGAGCAAGCCUGGAGCGACAUGUCAGCAGCAGUGACAGAGUGGGAAAACCCUACCGUGGUGUGAAACCAGUGUUCAGCAUAGCAGAUGAAGAAGAAUAUGAUACUGAUGAAAUUGACAGCUCCUCAAUGUCAGAUGAUGAUCGAAAAGAGGUUGUCAACAUCCAGACAUGGAUAAAUAAACCUGAUGUGAAGUAUAACUUCCCCUGCAACGAAGUAAAAGAAAAUGGACAUAUGUUUCCCAGUCAUCUCCUAGUAACAGCAACUCACAUGUACUGUUUGAGAGAGAUUCCAUCACGAAAGGGACUGGCUUACAUACAGUCUCGGCAGGCACUCAACUCUGUAGUCAAAAUCACAUCCAAGAAGAAACACCCAGAACUGAUCACCUUUAAAUAUGGAAAUAGCAAUACUUCAGGCAUAGAAAUUUUGGCAGUUGAAAGGUAUUUGAUUCCAAAUGCAGGGGAUGCUACCAAAGCCAUAAAACAACAGAUCAUGAAAGUAUUGGAUGCCUUGGAGAGUUAAUAAAAAAAGACUUUGUAGAGAGCAGUUUAUAAAGAAGAAACAACCAAGAUACUGUAUGUGGACACAAGCUGACUGUUUCCUUACUGAAUACUAACUUGAGAAUUUUUCUGUUUGCUGAUGGGAGUGCCUGAGUAGCAGGCCUAAGAUAGGGUAAAUUAUUAUCAAUUUCUGAACAGGAUUUUAAACCU